Molecule: messenger RNA, 1111 nt
Organism: Zophobas morio
Lineage: Eukaryota; Metazoa; Arthropoda; Insecta; Coleoptera; Tenebrionidae
Exons: 5
Coding region: 155-1054 (299 amino acids)
Cellular component (GO): membrane
Molecular function (GO): phosphatidylinositol bisphosphate binding
Source: RefSeq, a predicted model, not a curated record
UUAGUUUGAUAUUUACUAUAACGAGAAUCGGUACCACGGUACCACUUUUUUUAUUUAAAAAAAGUGGUUUUACGAGCCCACAUUUUUGUGUCUGUUAAUAAAAAACGUAUUUAUUACCAUACGCAAUCACAACCCAAAAUCCGCAUUAUUUGCAAUGUUGUUCCAAGACGUCGACGUGGCAAAGAAAAACGCGGCCCAAUUCUUUAACAAAAAUCCAGAAAGCAUUAACCAAGACAUCCGCAUAAUCCAACAAUGGUUACAAACGCAACCACACCUUCCAGAAUUGAUGGAAGAGCCCAAAAUCGCCAACUUCCUCCUACUCAACAAAUACAGCAUCGAAAAGACCAAACAAAAAAUCGACAUGUACUAUACCGUACGGAGCGUACUGGUUGACAUUUUUGAAAAUUCGAACCCACGAUCGUCAGUCAUGCGGCACUUCAUGGACCUCACCUAUUGUUGUCUACACCCAAAAACCAUCGACGGUCUGUACAGAGUAUAUUUUAUCAAAAUAAAAAAACCCAGUACUUUCCUGCCGCGCGAAUUUGGCUUACAGUGUAACAAUAUCGGAGAAGUACGCUUCUACGAGGACUGCAUGGUCGGCGAUAUAAUUAUUUUCGACAUGAGCACGCUUACGCUUCACGAUCUGACUAAAGUCACCCCGGUACUAGUGUCCAAGUUUGUCAAAAUACACCAGGUGUACUCAAUGAGGACCCAUCAAGCGUACUUCAUCAACAGUCCACCCUACGUGGGGAAAUUGUUGCAAAUUUUGAAGAUGAUAGUCAAGCCAAAAAUUUUCGCAAGGCUUCGAGUCUGCCAAGACGACGCCGUUUUGAGGGAGAUUUUCGCGCAAGACGAGCUCCCGAGGGACUAUGGGGGUGAUGGUCCAUCACUCGACGAACUAAAUGAGUUAAUGGGAGCGAAGCUGGAGGAGUAUGGGCACAGAUUCGAUGUUUUGGAUGGGUUGAAAGUGGACGAGAGUAAAAGACCUGGGGAGUUGGUCGAUGAUGCGGUUUUGGGGUACCAUGGCAACUUCAAGAUGCUGAAUGUUGAUUGAAGUGAUAUUUUUACUGAAUGUUGGUAUCUGUUCUGAAUAAAUACUUGUGAUUUAAAA